UUGAGACUUUAUCGGUUCACCAAACGCACACUUCAAGCCAGUUGUUGAAUAUACUUUCCAUUCCACAGUCUUGAUUUUUUUUCGUCGAUUUUUAAGCAGUGUCCCAUCCGAAACAAAAAAAACUUUGUAAUCUUCGAAGCCCCAUGCACCCGCAAUAAAACAUGUUCAGCAAAUUAAAUUUAAUGGUAACGCUGCUGACAACUCUGACAGCAAUCAAACACAUCCAAUGCAACGAUAACUUACGCGUGGCUUAUCAAUGGAACGAAAUCGAUUUCGAGUAUCGGAGUGCACAAGAUCGUGAAGAAGCAAUCAAUGAAAGAUCAUUCAUACCAGGUCACGUGGUACCCGUUGGACUGGAGGUGUAUAAAACAAGAUUGUUUAUUACAUUACCUAGAUGGAAGAGCGGUGUACCGGCGUCUUUGGCAUAUAUUGACAUAAAUGACAAUACCACAAUUUCUCCAAAGUUAAAACCAUAUCCAAGCUGGGGAGCCCAUCAACAAGGGAUAUCUGGUGAGCCACCAGAAAUAGUGUCGCCGUUCCGUGUGAGAGCUGAUCGCUGCGGACGAUUGUGGGUGUUGGAUACGGGUGUCGAUGACAUCCUCGGUGACACGAAACAACUGACGCAAACCCAACUUCUUAUUUACGAUCUGCACAAUGACAAUCUGUUGCGUCGCUAUCCAUUUCCGUCCGAUCAAACGAAAAAGGAAUCGUUUUUCGCUAACAUCGCUGUUGAAGAUGCCGAUUGCGAUGAUACUUAUGCUUAUAGUGGUGAUCUCGGUGCGCCUGGAUUAGUGGUCUAUUCCUGGAAAUUGCAGGACUCGUGGCGAGUCACACAUCACUAUUUCCAUCCGGAUCCGUUAGCUGGAAACUAUACGAUAGCUGGUAUCAAUUUCCAAUGGGAGGAUGGCCUAUUCGGCUUAGCACUCAGUAAGCAACAAUCCGAUGGAUUUGCAACACUCUACUUCCAUCCAUUGAGCUCAACCAACGAGUUUUCGGUUUCCACCAAAGUGUUAAGAAACAAAACGUACGCAAUGUCCGGCGAAAAAUUCAAAGAAUUUAAGAUUCUUGGUUCGCGUGGACUCAAUGGACAAUCGGGCGCCGCAUUUUUGGACCAACUGACUGGCGUUCUUUUCUACGCUCUUCCGAAUUUGAAUGCCGUCGCAUGCUGGAAAACAUCGAACCGCGAAUACACAUUCAAGUCUCAAGGAAGAGUGUACAUGAGUCCGAUCGAAAUGGUCUUCCCCAAUGAUGUCAAAGUGGACGAUCAAGACAGACUUUGGGUGCUAUCCGACAAUUUACAGGAUUUGCUGUACUCCGAAUUGGACCGAAGUCGAACGAAUUUCCGAAUUCUGACGGAGCAUGUUAAAAGUGCUAUCGAGAAUACUGCCUGCGAUACAACACUGGCUCCAUUGCCGGAUAUAAUCAAUAGGCUCGGAGAUAUUCUUCGGCCACAAACAACGCCGGCACCAUCGAGUGCCUCUACACUGGAGGCAAUUCUUUUCACAGUGAUUGGACUGUGGGCACUACUAAAUUUGAUCAAUUAUAAUUAACUUACAGUUUUUGACCGUGAAGGGUUGGGUACUUGUCAUUGUAGUAACCGCAACCAUUAAGUCAUUUAGUGAUAUACUGUUAUUCGAGACCGACGAUGUAUAGUUUGUGAUGAUUACCGUCAGCAUUUUAGUGCCACUUACUAGAACGUUUAAUCAAAUUUGACCCGCUAAGUGAUCUAAUCUUAUCCAGAAAUCGUGCAAAUAUCACGAUUUUGAGUGGUAACCUUAGAUUCGUCAAUGCAUUAGAGAAUUGAAGAACAAUAAAUUGUAAUUUUACAAACGAUUAGUCGUCUGUUAUCGACAACCAGGGCAAGAAUAAGCGAUAAAUGUUUGGUAAAACUAGUGAAGUAAAAGAUUUUGCACAGUUAAACGAAAGAAGUAGCAGAAAGCAAAUUCAAUUGGUGUUAAGGUAAUACGCUUGCCUUUUUACAAAGGGUCUCGUUUCUAACACGCACAUUGGUCACAAAACUAUUGAUGCAUAUCACUAAGACGGUCAACAAAUAGGGUCUAAUUACACCACUAAGACGAUCACCAAAUUAGGGUCUUAUUGAGCAUUAAUGGUUGUGGUUACAACGAUUUAACGGUAUCUCAAUCUCCGAUACCAAUGUACUCUUGAAAUAUAUUUAAAGUAAAAUGCAAAUAGUUCACCAAUUUCUAUGCUCUCUAAAGAGUUCGUUAGUUCUUGUUAAGCAUAUUCUACCUAAAUUAAAUGCCAUAAAAAUACAAAAUUUACCGGUCGUCUCAAAGUAACCAAAAGUUAAUCAUUUUUUCCUUCGGUGUCAAUCUUAAAAAUGAAAAUUGUUAAA
Messenger RNA from Bradysia coprophila, 2356 nucleotides. RefSeq names its product L-dopachrome tautomerase yellow-b (gene yellow-b). The record is from RefSeq and is a predicted model, not a curated record. Lineage: Eukaryota; Metazoa; Arthropoda; Insecta; Diptera; Sciaridae. Gene Ontology annotation, cellular component: extracellular region.